AAUGUCCCGUUUUAUAUGUUUUGGUUGUUAAGAUUUGUGAUGCUGUUUUGUUUUGCUUGAUUUAAUAAUAAUUCAUUUAAAUAUUUUAUUUCAAACUCAAUUGUAUUUUUAAUCAAUUAACAUUCAAUUCAAAAGUAAUGAAUACAAUAUUCCAUACACCUUCAUUUGGAGACGAAGAAUUUGAUUUAACAGAUAUCGAAACGAAUACAAAAGCUACAACGGCAACGGCAACGACAGCAACAACAACGCAAACUACACCUAAAAAUUAUGACAACAAUGUGUCGUACGCCGAUAGUCAAGUACGUGAAAUUUGGUUAAGUGAAAAACUGCCAGAAAACGUUUUAAACAAAACUACUUCGCAAAGAGUGCGCAGCAUGGAUGACACGUUGCAAGACCCCGGAAUUGCAUCCACAGCUACAACAUCUGCUGAACCGAAGAAGCCAUUAUCAGCCUAUGCAUUAUUUUUUAAAGAUACGGUGAGCGCAAUAAAACAGCAGAAUCCAGACAGUACAUUUCAAGAGAUAUCUCGCAUUGUUGGGUCUAUGUGGGAGGGAUUGGAUGCUGCGCAUAAAAGUGUAUAUCAAGGAAAAUCUGACACGUUACGGGCCGAUUAUAUGAAACAAAUGUCGCUUUACCGUCAGCAGCAGCAGCAACAACAACAACAGCAGCAGCAACAAGUUAAACAAAGUGAGGGAGUCAGCAAUAAAACGCUACAAACCAAACCGGCUGUAUUCACAAUACCAAGAGAUAAUAACCCAAUUCUUGAUACAGAGGGAUCAACGAAAGCAACAAAGCCACAGACAGAUAUAUUGACUAGGGGUAAAGCUAAUGUACAAGUGAGUAGUGUUGACCUAACAGACGAUUCGUCGUCAAACGAGAUAGAAGCACAACCACAAAUUCAGUUGCUCACAGAAGCUGGAUCAGCACAGAAAUGCGCGCGGGACAGUUGCACGAAACGUGCGAUAAUUAAUCCAGAUUGGGAGGAUGAGUACUGCAGCAAUGAAUGUGUUGUCAUACACUGCCGAAAUGUAUUCAAUGAAUGGGUUAAGUCCAAUCAAGGUAACGUUGAAAAUGAAGAUAAAGAGGAGGUAAAAAUUACUUAAUUCGAAUUCGAAUAUAUAUUUAAUAAGAUUAUGUUUAUGUGGUUUAAAUAAAGACUAAUUUAAUUAUUUCAUUAAAAAUGAGUUUUAUAAGUUGUAUGAACAACUAU
This is a messenger RNA of Teleopsis dalmanni, 1210 nucleotides long. RefSeq names its product TOX high mobility group box family member 4. Gene Ontology annotation, cellular component: nucleus. Gene Ontology annotation, molecular function: chromatin DNA binding. Gene Ontology annotation, biological process: regulation of transcription by RNA polymerase II. The record is from RefSeq and is a predicted model, not a curated record. The transcript is spliced from 2 exons. The coding region runs from base 138 to 1103 and encodes 321 amino acids. NCBI's taxonomy places the organism in Eukaryota, Metazoa, Arthropoda, Insecta, Diptera, Diopsidae.